Molecule: messenger RNA, 2463 nt
Organism: Scatophagus argus
Lineage: Eukaryota; Metazoa; Chordata; Actinopteri; Scatophagidae
Product: sodium- and chloride-dependent GABA transporter 2-like
Exons: 15
Coding region: 258-2087 (609 amino acids)
Biological process (GO): sodium ion transmembrane transport
Cellular component (GO): membrane
Source: RefSeq, a predicted model, not a curated record
AGCUAAUCUCAGUGACACAAGCAGCUCCUGUCUCAGUGGAAAAAUACAGCAGGGAAGUGGUAUACUUUGGAUCAUUACCAGAUUCAAGUUCUUCAAGUUAGAUGGAAUGCCGUGUAGACCAAUCCAACAUAGGUUAUAGAGGGGCCAGAGGAAACCAUAGCUACUUUGUUGUUUGUGUAGUGAGCCUGCACAACACCCAUCUGAGAGGAAUACUGAUCAGUUUGCUGUAACCAGCUCUUGGGGGAGGGGGCUUUGUGAUGGAGGGGGAAUUCCUCAAAGCAAACAGCCUUGAGACGCCUGGUCAGGAUAAGAGUCUGGUGAAGAAGACUCAGCUGUUGGACCGUGGCCAGUGGGCAAGCAAGUUAGAGUUUUUACUGGCUGUGGCAGGAACUCUGGUUGGACUGGGAAACCUCUGGAGGUUCCCAUAUUUGUGCUACAAAAAUGGAGGAGGUGCAUUUUUGGUUCCAUAUGUUUUGUUUCUGCUUGCUUGUGGUAUCCCAAUGUUCCUUCUGGAGACGGCCAUGGGACAGUUCACAUCUCAAGGGUGCAUCACCUGCUGGAGACACUUUUGUCCCUUGUUUGAAGGGAUUGGUUACGCUACCCAGGUUGUGAUUGCAUAUGCCGCUGUGUCAUACAUCGUCAUCCAGGCAUGGGCGUUUUUCUACCUCUUCUCGUCCUUCAGUGCUGAGGUUCCGUGGGCCAGCUGCAGAAACACCUGGAACACAGAGUCUUGUGUUGAAUUUGACAAAAAAAAUGCAUCAUCCAAUUGGACAGCACCUACGAACGCAACAACACCUGCAACAGAAUUCUGGGAGAGACGAGUACUGGGUAUAUCUCAGGGGAUUGAAGAGAUUGGUAGCCUGAGGUGGGAGUUGGCCUUGUGUCUCUUACUGGCGUGGAUCCUGUGUUACUUCUGUGUUUGGAAAGGAGUGAGAUCCACUGGAAAGGUAGUUUACUUUACAGCCACUUUCCCCUACGUGAUGCUGGUGGUUCUGCUGGCCCGUGGACUCACUUUACCAGGAGCUAUGAAGGGCUUAGCUUUCUACCUGUAUCCUGACCCGACAAGGUUGGUGGACCCUCAAGUCUGGAUGGAUGCAGGGGCACAAGUUCUUUUCUCUUUUGGGAUUUGUCAGGGGAGUUUGACAGCUCUUGGCAGUUACAAUCAGUUUAACAAUGAUUGUUACAAGGACACAUUUGUUCUGUGCUUGGUGAAUGGUGGGUCGAGUUUUGUGGCAGGGUUUGCAAUCUUUUCAGUUUUGGGUUUUAUGUCAUAUGAACAAGGACUACCAAUAUCUGAAGUGGCUGCUUCUGGACCUGGCUUGGCAUUUAUUGCCUAUCCACGUGCAGUAGCCAUGAUGCCUUUACCUCAGUUAUGGGCGAUAUGUUUCUUCAUCAUGGUCAUCUUAUUGGGUGCAGACACACAGUUUGUGAGUCUGGAGUGCCUGAUGACCUCUGUGACAGACAUGUUCCCGACUGUGUUUCGAAGAGCUUAUCGUCGAGAACUGCUGCUGCUUUGCCUCUGCUCUGUUUGCUUCUUUCUCGGCCUCCUUCUCGUCACAGAGGGAGGCUUGUAUUUCCUCCAACUUUUUGAUCAUUACGUUUGCAGUGGAAACAAUCUUCUCCUUCUUUCCGUGUUUCAGUCCAUAGCAAUUGGAUGGAUAUAUGGUGCAGAUCGUCUCUAUGACAACAUUGAAGACAUGAUAGGUUAUCGUCCAUGGCCAUUAAUGAAGAUUUGCUGGCUUUUCGUUACCCCCAUUGUUUGCAUGGGUACCUUCAUCUUUUCCGUGGUUAAGUACAAGCCUCUCAAAUUCAACAAGACCUACAUCUACCCUACCUGGGCCUAUGCUUUGGGCUGGUUUCUUGGACUGCUUUGUGUUCUCCUGGUUCCUCUGUGGAUCAUCUUUAAAGUGACUCAGAUGAAAGGGACAGUAUGGCAGAAUCUCAGGCAGCUUUGUAACCCUGACACCAAGACACACAACACAGCAAAGCAACCUGAGCAAUGCCCUUUGAACCCAGAUAACGCUCUUACUCCUGCUGCCAGUGAAUACAAGGCAAAUGGUGGAGCUGAGAUGGAGAUGCAAAUGUAAUGCGUUUUUGAUACUGUUUUGAAUAUGAUGUUUUUAUUUUAAACUUUUUCAACAGGUUUUUACAAACUAGUAAAGGAGCUGAUGAACAAUAAAUUCUCAAUAAAGACUUCCAUCUCUACAGAGUUUCCAUAUCAGAUCUCCAACCUGCACAAUAAACAGUGAGAUUUGUGUCACUGUAAAAUGUCUCUGCUGUAGACCUACAUUGUAAACUUACAGUAUUGACAAUACAAAGAUUAUAAUGUUUUUAAAGUUAUUUUCAGUUAAAGCAAACGUUUAAAGUGAUGUUUUCCUCUAUGGAGGAUCGGGAGAUACCAGUGUUUAUUAUCACUGCCUGUCUUACUUUCACAAUGAUGACAAAGUAAAUUUUACAAAAAUC